AUGGUUUUUGUAAAUCCCCAGCAGACACUCCAGCGCAUGCAGCAGCUCGCUGCGCACGCUGCAGCACAAACAGCCCCCUGGCAGCUCCACCAGCUGCGACGACGCAGGCAGCGCACGCGCCGCCUGCUGCAGCUGCUGCUGCUGCUGCUGCUGCGGCUGCUGCUGCUGCGGCUGCUGCUGCGAGAAUUGGAUUAA
Messenger RNA from Eimeria tenella, 195 nucleotides. RefSeq lists its product as uncharacterized. The record is from RefSeq and is a predicted model, not a curated record. The transcript has 2 exons. Bases 1 to 195 code for a protein of 64 amino acids. NCBI's taxonomy places the organism in Eukaryota, Apicomplexa, Conoidasida, Eucoccidiorida, Eimeriidae.